AUGUUGUUUAAGUCUCUUGUGUUGGCGAGCAUUCUUGGCGUUGCGACAGCACACAGUGGCUAUGGCUCCUCGCAAGCUAGAGACGUUACUUUCACGAACAGUCGUCGCCUACUAUUCGAUGCCGACGGCAACCAGAUUGACGCGUAUGGCAGCAAGGUCAACUUCUUCAACGGCUCAUACUACCUCUACGGAAACAGCUUCUCGAUAGAAGGCAUCGCAUUCGGUGUCAAGUCCUACUCCUCCAUUGACCUUGAGAAUUGGAAGUACAACGGCUUCCUCUGGGACCAAAACUCCAUUCCACCCUACCACGAACUCGGUGGCUAUGGCCGCCCUCACAUCGUUUACAAUAAGCAAAACAAGCAAUACGUCCUUUGGGCCAACGCAGGCUCUUCCGGCUAUAUGGUCGCUACUUCCACCUCUCCCUCCGGACCCUUCACAUUCCUCAACAAAACCGCCGCGAUCGACCCUCAAUUGGCUAGUCUUCAGCCUUCGGACCACAUGGUCACAACCCUCGCCAAUGGAACCGGCUACCUCAUCUUCGGCGCCCUAAACUUCCGCGACCCUCGCGCCGGUUCGAUUUGGCCACCUAUCUUUCAAGGGCUCCACAUUUCUGAGCUCACAUCAGAUUACGAGAACACCACUUCCCUCUCCUACCCCGUUAGGUCCGCUGAUAAUGACUUGAUCGAUGAAGAAGCUGAAUCUCCCGAUUUCUUUGAAAGGAACGGAUGGCACUACGUCUCUGGUUCCAACACAUGUGGCUACUGUAAUGGUUCACUCGGUCUUAUCUAUCGUUCUCGAAGUUGGCAGGGUCCAUGGUCGAGGCAAAUCAUCGCGGGCUACAGCUGUAAUGGACAGCAUGAGGGUGUGCUGCCGUUGACGGACCCCAAGACGAAGGAAACUAGCUAUGUAUGGCACUCGACGAGCGUUCCUGGUGGACCAAGGACAGGGUUCGGCGGCCAUAUCUUCCAGCCGCUGAAGUUCAAUGAAGAUGGAAGUGUGCAGGAGCUAGAUUGUACUGCUGACGCGAAGUUCACGGUACCACUUACUCUCGGCAGUGGGAGCGUGGCAACGGGAAAUGCUACUGAUUGUGUGGAUGGAACGCCAAGGGAUGCUGUGUAUACGCCUGUUUGCGAUUCGGACCAGUUUGAUCUCUACCAGACUUGGAAAGUGAGCAAGAACGGCACGCUGAAAAGUGUUGCUGUCAACAUCGCGAGGAGUGUGCAGACUGUACCGCUCGCUCUGACGGUGUUCAAGUUCGACAGCUACGAUGAUCUGAUCAUGCCUGAAUACAAAUGGACCCCUCUCGGCACCACAUCUCUGAACGCCACCGCAUUAUCCUACACCUUCGACACCGCCACCAUUCCCAUAACCUCCAACAGCACCGUGAAGGCAGGCGACCUCCUCGGUCUCGCAAUCAUCGGCCAAGACUUCGCUCCUUACUGCCACUUGGAGUAUGAUGCCAGUGGUGAUGCAGAUCGAGUUCUCUUCCAGCGGGGCGCUGGACAGAACUCGUGGAGAGGGUUGAAGGGGCGGACCAGUCCGCUUUAUAAGAGGGAAGGGAAGGGGGUAAAGGUCUUUGGGAGUUAUGUAUAA
Fulvia fulva is the source of this 1593-nucleotide messenger RNA. RefSeq lists its product as uncharacterized. Bases 1 to 1593 code for a protein of 530 amino acids. The record is from RefSeq and is a predicted model, not a curated record. The transcript has 3 exons. Gene Ontology annotation, biological process: carbohydrate metabolic process. Gene Ontology annotation, molecular function: hydrolase activity, hydrolyzing O-glycosyl compounds. Lineage: Eukaryota; Fungi; Ascomycota; Dothideomycetes; Mycosphaerellales; Mycosphaerellaceae.